AUGGCAUCGACUGCAUCUGCCGACAUUCGUAAGGAAGUACAAUCCGAUCCGCUCAGUGGUGAUGAUCAGAAUGGUGUGGGUGAGACCGAGGUGCUCUCUCCGGGGUCCCAGAAGCUUCACAGGAAACUCCGUGGACGAGAGGUUCAGCUCUUUGCAGUCGGAGGAGCUAUCGGUACAUCGCUUUUUGUACAAAUGGGCGCAGCCUUGCCCAAAGGUGGCCCGGCCGGCCUCUUUAUCGGAUUCAUUGCGUACGGUACCAUUGUUCUGGCCGUGAAUGAAUGCUUUGCGGAGAUGGUUUGCUACAUGCCCAUUCCGUCGCCCUUCGUGCGCUUAGCCGGGCAUUGGGUAGAUGAUGCCUUAAGCUUCGCAAUGAGCUGGAAUUUCUUCUUGGCCAUGGCGCUAAACAUUCCUUAUGAGAUUGUCGCCAUCAAUGUUCUGCUUACCUACUGGACCGACAAAGUGCCCGUUGCAGCGGUUGUCGUCAUAGUCAUGGUCCUCUAUGGGGUAGUGAACGUCCUUACAGUUCGUUACUUCGGCAUUGCUGAGUUCUACCUGUCGUUCUUCAAGAUAUUCUUGAUGCUGGGCCUGAUUCUCUAUACGUUCGUCACCAUGGUGGGCGGCAAUCCCCACCGUGAUGCCAUUGGAUUCCGAUACUGGAACGACCCAGGAGCAUUUGUCUCACAUCUGGUGCCCGGAGACACUGGCCGCUUUCUUGGGGUGCUGAGUUGCAUGAUCCAGGGCGCAUUCACAAUGGUCGGGCCAGAAUUUAUAUCCAUGGCGGCUGGUGAAUCUGAGCGACCCCGAAGAGUCAUGCGGAAAGCAUUCGCAUCGUUUGGUUGGCGUCUUAUGUUUUUCUUCUGUUUGGGAGCGCUCUGUGUAGGAAUCGUGAUUCCGUACGACGACCCCACGUUGGCUGCCAUGCUGGACGGGAGUAAACAGGGCAGUGGCACCGGUGCCGCGUCUCCCUAUGUCAUCUCUAUGAACCAUUUUGGAAUCAAGGUCCUCCCGGACAUUGUUAAUGUGCUGAUCAUGACCUCGGUCCUGUCCGCGGGAAACAACGUCGUGUUUUCCGCGUCGCGGACCCUAUACGGCAUGUCUUUAGAGAAGAAAGCGCCAAAAUGGGUCUCCAAAACGAACCGAGCCGGAUUGCCAUACAACGCAGUGGCCAUCGCCAUGGCAUUCUCCCUCCUGGGCUUCCUCCAGGUCAGCAACAGCUCAGCCACUGUACUCAAUUGGCUAGUCAGUUGCAUCGCUGGCUGCUAUCUCCUCAACUACUUCGGAACAUGCAUCACCUACCUACACUUCCACGCGUCACUGCGCCGUCAGGGCGUGUCACGCGAAACCCUCCCCUAUCGGGGUCGCUUCCAGCCCUACACGGCGUGGUACGCUCUGGGCGGAACAGGAGUGAUGAUCCUGGUCUUGGGGUAUGACGUCUUUCUUUCCGGUGGUUGGGACCUGGAGUCGUUCUUUCUCAAUUAUGUUAUGAUCGGAUUCUAUGCGCUUACUUUCGUGUUCUGGAAGAUAUUCCGGCGCACGCGGUACGUGGGGAUCGGCAAGGCGGACCUCCAGUUAGGGGGCAUCAAACGAGAGAUUGAUGAGUAUGAGGAGGUCGAAUAUGCCCGGAGAAGAGGAAAACCAGUGGCUUUGCUGGAUCGGAUGUUCGAGUAG
Aspergillus pseudonomiae is the source of this 1668-nucleotide messenger RNA. Its product is annotated as amino acid permease/ SLC12A domain-containing protein. The record is from RefSeq and is a predicted model, not a curated record. Gene Ontology annotation, biological process: amino acid transmembrane transport. Gene Ontology annotation, cellular component: membrane. Bases 1 to 1668 code for a protein of 555 amino acids. Lineage: Eukaryota; Fungi; Ascomycota; Eurotiomycetes; Eurotiales; Aspergillaceae. The transcript is spliced from 8 exons. Gene Ontology annotation, molecular function: amino acid transmembrane transporter activity.